Molecule: messenger RNA, 1611 nt
Organism: Betta splendens (Siamese fighting fish)
Lineage: Eukaryota; Metazoa; Chordata; Actinopteri; Anabantiformes; Osphronemidae
Gene: serpina10b
Product: serpin peptidase inhibitor, clade A (alpha-1 antiproteinase, antitrypsin), member 10b
Exons: 5
Coding region: 107-1324 (405 amino acids)
Biological process (GO): negative regulation of endopeptidase activity; blood coagulation
Molecular function (GO): serine-type endopeptidase inhibitor activity
Source: RefSeq, a predicted model, not a curated record
CUAGAGCACACAUGCACUUUGUUUCCCCAAAUACUACAUGUGUCUGUCGAACAUAACACAACUCAAGCUGAAUGGUUGAUCAUCUAAACCUUCCAAAUUAAUAAUUAUGGCCCUGGAAAUGAAGAUUGGGUUUAUUUUCAGCCUAACCUCCAUGUACUUCAUUACUCCCAUCCACCAAGCUCAAGUUUCAAGUGCCACCAUUUCAGACCUUUCCUUCAAAAAUAUGGACUUUGCCAUGAACCUGUACAGGAAAAUAUCCGCUUCUCACGACAGGAACAUAUUUUUCUCACCUCUGAGCAUCUCCACCAGUUUUGCUUCUCUCUUAAUGGCUUCCGAUGGUGUCACACACAAAGAAUUAAUUAAGGGACUGAACCUGCAUCAGCUGCGGAGAGCUGACCAACCAGAACUCAUCCCAAAACUCUUUCACUUCCUCCAUGGUAACAUCACACAGAAUGGGUCACUGAUACUGGACCAAGCCAUGACUCUCUUUAUGGACCAGCACUUUGAAGUAGAGAAAACGUUUGAGGAGCAAAUGAAAAGGUUUUUUGGUGCAGAGAUCAAAACUGUAGACUUCACAAACACACAAGGGAGCAUCAGGCUCAUUAAUGAGCACAUAAAGCGCAAGACUAAAAACAAAGUGACAGAGAUUGUUUCCUCUCUGGAUUCACUCACGAAACUCAUGUUGAUAAAUACUAUUGUCUUCCAGGGGGGCUGGCAGAAGCCUUUCAACUCAAAUUACACUCAAAGAGCAUCUUUCUACAUUGACAACUAUAAUAUCGUCCAAGUACAAAUGAUGGUUAAAGAAAAGGAUGACUUCUAUGUGAUGGAAGAUGUGGCUUUUGGAGUCAGUGUGCUAAAGAUACCGUACCAGGACGGUGUUUCCAUGCUCAUCCUGCUGCCCAGGAAAGGCAUGGACUACACUGGCAUCGACGACGAGAUCACAGCUGAGAGGCUCCUCAGCUGGGUUAAAAGGUUGGAGAAGAAUGAAGUGGAAAUCAACCUGCCCAAAUUCAAGAUGGUGCAGUCAUAUUCCCUGCCCGCUCUUCUGUCAGACAUGGGCAUGGCCAGUGCCUUCAGUACUUCAGCAAAUCUGACGAGGCUGAGUAAGCAAAAAAGCCUCAAAGUGUCAGAGGCUCUGCACAAGGCUGUUAUUGAAGUGGAUGAAGCAGGGACGUCGGCAGCAGCUGUCACAACUAUUGGAAUUACUCCGCAUUCUUUACCCAACACCUUCAUAGUCAACAGGCCAUUUGUCUUCUUUAUAUACCAUGAAAACACCAACUGUGUGCUGUUCAUGGGCAGGGUGAUUGAUCCCACCAAAAACUAGCAGUGCUCCUACACGAGGACACAAUAGUGAGUCUGAGAGAAAAGCCAACAGGUUUUUUCUACCUUGACAAAGUUCCUUUAUUUGUCUCCGAAACGAGAAUUUUUUCUUUGGAUAGAGUGAUAUGCUGCACUACAUAACACAAAUCAUACCACUGUACAUUCAGAAACUCAGUGCAUUCCCUUUAAGCUGGAACGACAGUACACAUUUGUACAUGUUUCUUGUUAGAAAUGGAUAAAAUGUUUGUAAGGCAUGUAAAACAUUUUCAAAAAGCUGUUCCACUUUUUCUC